CCAGGGAAUCUGCUUCCGGGUCAGAGGGCCUAGGCGGCGCGAUGGGGAAGAUGGCGGCGGCUCUGACUUCUGUGGCUACGCUGGCGACCGAACCUGGCGAGGACGCCUUUCGGAAACUUUUCCGCUUCUACCGGCAGAGCCGGCCCGGGACGGCAGACCUAGGAGGGGUCAUCGACUUCUCGGCGGCCCAAGCAGGCCACAGCACGGGCCCUGCGACCCAAAAGGUGGUCAGAUCGCAGUUGAGUGUGUCCUCUGUCAGCGAGCACAAUGCACAUCGAGCAGGACUUAAGCCAGUCAGCAAGUGGCAAGCCUAUGGGCUUGAAGGCUAUCCUGUUUUUUGUUCCUACAUCCCUACCAAGCCUUGGCUGAUAACUUGUACUAAAUUUAGACUUAAGGGACCAUACAAAGGGCUGCUGCCACCACUUAAGUUGAUUAUAUCCUCUUUCAUUGCCAAUCUUUGCAGGUGUAAAGAAUUGAAUAAACGGAGACCCCGAAGUUUAUUAGAAAAACUGCGCUGGGUGACCUUAGGCUACCAUUAUAACUGGGAUACACAAAGCAGAGAAUGGCAGGAUUUGGGGAUGAACAACGCAGGCUUCACCUUGGCAGAUGCUCAUCCCAGAGUGAGAAAAAUCAGCAAACGGCUCCUACUCACAGCUGUGGGCAUCAGCCUCCUCUCCACAGAUCGCCAGUGGCAUAGAGGUCAGGUAGGGAGUAAAUGCCAGACACAUGCAAAGCAGUACUCAGUGAUUCGCCUGCCAGACUCCAGGGAGACCGAGGCAUAA
Molecule: messenger RNA, 782 nt
Organism: Octodon degus (degu)
Lineage: Eukaryota; Metazoa; Chordata; Mammalia; Rodentia; Octodontidae
Gene: Alkbh1
Product: alkB homolog 1, histone H2A dioxygenase
Exons: 4
Coding region: 42-782 (246 amino acids)
Biological process (GO): oxidative RNA demethylation
Cellular component (GO): nucleus; cytoplasm
Molecular function (GO): oxidative RNA demethylase activity; ferrous iron binding; broad specificity oxidative DNA demethylase activity
Source: RefSeq, a predicted model, not a curated record